AGAAGUUAGAAAUGUGUUCAAUUGAAAAAAUUUUAGUGUCAAUAGUUUUGAUCAACAUUUUACGAUUGGAAACAUAUCUUUGUGCAAAAAACAAUAGCAAGAUCAUAAUGGAAGAUGCUCAAGAAAAAUAUAAAUUCUUGAUAACCGGCGGUUAUCGUCCGAAGAUAGAUACUUUGGCAAAAUAUGUUGUCUCCAUACGAGGAAGCAAACACAGAUGGUUUUUUGGAGAUGAUCACAAAUGUGGCGGCUCCAUAAUCUCACCCAAAGUUAUUCUGACCGCAGCACAUUGUGUUUGUAAGCGUCACAGCCGAAUACGGCUGAAACCGUCAGAUUUAACGGUCGUGGCGGGAACCCCGAGGCGUUUGGUACCUACUGAAACAACACAAGUCUUAAAAGUUGAUAAAAUUAUACGACACGUCUACUACAAACCGUUAACUUUUCGAAAUGAUAUUGGUAUAUUGUUGUUGGUAAAAAAUAUAUAUGAAGACGGUGUUGCAGUACAGAGAAUUAGUCUGCAAACCCACCAUUUACCGCCCUAUACUAAAUGCACCGUGCUUGGCUGGGGUCGAGUUUUUUUCAGGGGCCCGAUGCCAGAUGAAAUAUUACAUGUCGAUGUCUCUAUAAUGCCAGACAAUUACUGUGACGCUAGAACUGACAAAUAUGCUUUUGGCAUGAUGUGUGCUGGCGAUUUGGCUGAUCCUGAGAAAGAUUCGUGCAGUGGUGAUUCAGGUGGUCCGCUGAUAUGUAAUGGCAGUGUAACGGGUAUUGUAUCGUUUGGCGUUAAAUGUGGUAUACCCGAACAUGCCGGUUAUUACACCAAUGUGACUUCGUAUCUUGAGUGGAUUCGUGAGAACGGUUUCAGUAAAUUGAGGCCUGUAAAUUUGAUUUUGCUAGUUAUAUUACAAAUUUUCUUAAUGAAAGUUAAACUAAACUAAGUUUUGUGAGGAAAAUGGUUUAUGUGUUAGGGACAGGAGUGAGGAGUUGACAAUGUCUUAACGCAGGUGAGCGUGUUAGAGAGCGGUUGAAUAAAGCGAGCUCGACUUAGUGUUUUACCGAACCAGUAUCGGACUGAUUGUUACCUUUCAUUACUAUCAUCUAAUAACAUGACUGCCAACGGAUUGUCAUGAUAACUUAUCCUGUGCAAAUAUGCUGAACUAAAUCUUUUAAUUUCAUCUUUAACAAUAUACCUUUUGUCAGGUCUGAUUGAAUGGCUUUAUUUGUUAUGAACCAAGGAAGAGACAGAAGAGACGAAGCAACAUACACUAAGGCCUGGCCGAAAACACAGCUAUCCUGAGGCUAUAAAAGUCCUAAGUGGUAUUUGUCUCCGAAAGAACUGGCUAUAGUGAAUGAGUCGCAUAAGGGGUCGAAUGAUCUGGUCAUCGCUUUAUGGCAGAAGUCAUGAUCCCCUAAAGGUUAGGUAAGAGGAAAAAAAGAUAAAUCCGCAGUAGUGUCAGAAAACUAAUUGCAGUAGGCGAACGGAAUAAUGUUCAGCUAUUUAGGGUUCCGGACAUACAGGUAGUGGAGGAAACGAAAUUGCAAACAAACUUGCGAAAGUAGCGGCCCCGGCAACAGGCCCUGUGCCUUUCUAUCUAAUAAGCAGACACACGAUAAAGAAGGAAAUGAGACAUGAAAAAAAGAAAAUGAAGAAAGAUACUGGUUAGUAGUGACGGAAUAAGACAAUCAAAGUAACUAAUAAACGGCUACAAUACCAGAAGAGAUAAAAAUCUUUUUUUAUUUAUUAAAAAUAACUUAAGUAUAAUAACAUGAUUUAGAGGACACUGCCGACUGAACGAACAUAUGCACAGAAAUGUACUCUGACGAAACUUGUCGGUGCUGUGAGGUAAAAUCGGAGACACCAAAGCACAUAUCGUGACAUGCGAUGCUGUAGCUAGAAGAAGGCUGACGCUUCCAGGAGUCAUUCUGAGGCAAAACUACAUUAAAUCCAUCAAUACCUCAAGCAUCCGAGGCUUUAGUAUUGAACGAAAUAAUGUGAAAGAAUCAGAGGGCACAAUAGUGCUAUGAUCGCGGUUUCAAUGUUACCAACAUAUCCAUUUAUCCACAGCAACUAUAUUAACUGAUUACUCGUAUUCCGAUUAAUUCACUAUUCUCCGUGUGUCAGACCGUCAUAUGUCGGAACAUCACAUCAGUUAAGUGCAAUUUCGGCACUGGCUGGUGUCACUUCGCGGCGUGUUCCGGCCUGCGCACCAUGCGUGAAUGGAGUGAGUCGUACGUUGCCCCAUGCUGCUGGAGUCUGCCCCCGCAACACACAACAGUGGCGUCUCCAAUCUACAUCACAGUACGACAACCGCCCCUGCGUGUUCUGCAGCUGCAACAACCACCACCAACACGCCACUCCCUCACCCCCAGCAUCAUCCACGGACACCAGCGACAAACCCGCGUUCUUCAAUUUAACUGCAACGGACUUCAGAGUAAGAUCGAGGAGAUAGAUAUGAAUCAGGAAGGCGUAUCGAUAGCUGUGGUUCAAAAAACCAAGCUAAAGCUAAACAGCCCCUCAGAUCUUCUGAAUUGUGCCGGUUUCAUAGUAAUACGUAAGGAUUGCGAGCGAGAUAAUGGUGGUAGCCUAGCCUUCAUAUUGCACAACACCGUGCAAUGUCGUCUAAUCGAUGAAGUGAGCGACCACAAGGAUACUACCCUAGAAUGUGAGGGUAUAGCUAUGCGGCCAGGCGAUGUCGAGCUUGAAAUAUUUAAUAUAUACAUCCCCCUGUUAUAUGUUGCCCUACAGGAUAUCACCCGAAUAUAGGCGCGCUACUUCGUGGUGAAAACCAUCUGGUAGAUGCGAUUUUAACGCGCACCACGAUCUUUGGCAUUCCUGCCUGUCAAACGAUCGUAGGGGGAUGGAGCUGGCGGAACGACGAUUGACGAUUCGACAUUCUGCACAAUGAAUGACGAAGCCCACACCAGGUUGCGUUCGCAUCAAAACCACACAUAUGUAUGUAUAAAGUAAGUUAAAAGACUUCCUAAGAUUAAAAAUAUUCGGUAAAGUUUUGGGAGAAAUCGCUCUUAUAAAUUUUUACCUAAUUGUUUACUAUAAAUUAUUGUGUUAUACAUAUGUACAUACAUACAUAGAAGUUGGUACAGUGGCGAUUUAUGUUGAAGGUAUUUAAGAGAAUAAAAAGACGGGAGUGAUUCUACAUUCGAUUUAACAGCGACGUCCUUUGCUCUCCAAGAAGCUAGUAAUUGAUUAGAACGUUGCUGUUGUUGUUGUAACGAGUGCCUAGACCCUCCAUGUGGGAAAGUACCAUUUUAGCCAAAGCUGUUAGCUGGAGCUGUUCCAACGGGUUCGGACCACAGGAAAAAAGGAGUUAAGUGAGAUGGCUUCAUGUGGGCAGAACCUUGCGGUGACAAUUCCCCAGGUCGAACAAGUCAACUGAAACAAUAAAAGUAAACAAAUUUCAUUAGUUUAGCGUAAUUCCUUUUGCUUGAACGAUCGUUUUUAUGACUUUUUUUUUGUGCACACGGGAACGUUUUAUGCAAAAAAUGAACUUUUCGGUCACUAGAAAUUUCACUAAAAAAUUCAAAAAAAAAAAAUUUUAUGCGUAAAAAGUCGAUCGUUCAAGCACAGAAAAACUUCAUUACCAACAUUAAAAAAAAAAUUUGAAGAAAAUCGGUUCAGUAGUUUUCCGCCAAUCCAUGUCACCGCAAAGUCAUUUUUCAAAAAACACCAUUUCGAGA
Molecule: messenger RNA, 3693 nt
Organism: Bactrocera dorsalis (oriental fruit fly)
Lineage: Eukaryota; Metazoa; Arthropoda; Insecta; Diptera; Tephritidae
Product: anionic trypsin-2
Exons: 6
Coding region: 12-935 (307 amino acids)
Biological process (GO): proteolysis
Molecular function (GO): serine-type endopeptidase activity
Source: RefSeq, a predicted model, not a curated record